CAAUCCGGUGACGUCACAUGCUUAGCUAUUUCUUUCUCGUAGCGCUGCACUCGUAGCUUGACCAUUUCCUGUCCAAAAGACAUCUUUACCUCUCGAUACCUUCCAACUCAGCCUCCAAAAUCGGCUGGCCCCUCUUUUGAUGCCCUAGUCUUUAUUCUAGGCCCUGUGAUUCACGAAUUCCUCCACUCUUGAGGACAAGGGUUUAGGAUCAUUUCCUUGCAAGAUGUCUAACGCUAACGGAGUGGAGAUUGCGAAGAUGGAGAGGCCGAAAGGGUACAAACUUGGUCAUGAGAGGAAUGAGGGGGCAAAGUGUCUGAAAUGUGGAGAUAAAUGUGAAGGGCUUGAUCUGCAUUUCUGGAGAAAAAUCUGCAAGAACUGCAAGUGCAAGCAGGAGGAUCAUGACUUGUAUGAAGACAUUGCCAAUGAGCAUGAGGUUAAGAGUAGGUUAUUCAAGGAUUCAAAUGUAGCUCAUCUCAGAGACUACUUCAACAAGCUGACAGCGGCCAAUGACCAGCCCAAGACAGAGUUUGUGAAGAAGUUCACAUGGGUUCCGCCCGGCAUGAACCAGGGCAUUCUGGUGAAAUACAUGGAGUCUCUGCCCAAGGAACUUGUCCCCAUUGUUGGCUCUGAGGGUGCCAAGUACCGCCGCGCCCAGAUGGUGUAUCAGCUACCCAUCCAUGACCAUGACCCAAACUACUGCGACAACUUGUCUGAUGCUGAGAGACAGAAGAUGGAGGACUUCUGUGCUAUGAGAAACCAAGAUGCCCUUGGGGUUGGUGAUAUCCGUGAGAAAACGCAGGCUGCAUCCAAAUGGAACUGCUUCCGGUGCAGCAAACCCGUGAUGACAGGCGAGGUGGCAGUGUUUGCGUCACGUGCUGGUGAGGACAAGUGUUGGCAUCCUGGCUGCUUCGUCUGUACCGUGUGUAACAAUCUCCUUGUGGACCUCAUCUACUUCUACAAGGACGGUGUCAUCUACUGUGGCCGCCAUUACGCCGAGCAGUUCAAGCCCAGAUGCGCCGCUUGUGAUGAGCUCAUUUUCUCCGAGACGUACACUCAAGCCGAAGACCGCAACUGGCACCAGCGCCACUUCUGCUGCCUAGAGUGCGACCGUGAUCUCGGUGGCCAGCUGUACGUGGCGAGAGGUGGGCAGCCUCACUGCCUUGAAUGCUACGAUAAGUACUACGCGAAACACUGCAUGUCUUGCAAGAAGAACAUCGCCGCCGAUGCCAAGCGAAUUGAGCACCAGGGUCAGUUCUGGCACGCUACCAGCGAGUGCUUCCACUGCGCGAAGUGCAAUAAGGAUAUGCUAGGGAAACAGUUCCUUAAAACCAAGAACAACAUCUUCUGUUCGGUGGAUUGUGCGAAGAGCUAUUAGUUGGAGUGAUGGCUGGAGCCAUACGAGGACUCGUUCGUUAGUAGAAAGAUAGAAUAAUAUAUGGAGUUGUUUGUGUUAGUGUGCAUGAUGAUCCGUGGAAUAUAUCGCAUUCUCUCACA
Nematostella vectensis (starlet sea anemone) is the source of this 1494-nucleotide messenger RNA. Its product is annotated as testin. Lineage: Eukaryota; Metazoa; Cnidaria; Anthozoa; Actiniaria; Edwardsiidae. The record is from RefSeq and is a predicted model, not a curated record. The transcript has 6 exons. Gene Ontology annotation, molecular function: zinc ion binding. The coding region runs from base 224 to 1375 and encodes 383 amino acids.